Molecule: messenger RNA, 5331 nt
Organism: Symphalangus syndactylus (siamang)
Lineage: Eukaryota; Metazoa; Chordata; Mammalia; Primates; Hylobatidae
Gene: SLC28A3
Product: solute carrier family 28 member 3
Biological process (GO): pyrimidine nucleoside transport; purine nucleoside transmembrane transport
Cellular component (GO): plasma membrane
Molecular function (GO): purine-specific nucleoside:sodium symporter activity; pyrimidine- and adenosine-specific:sodium symporter activity
Source: RefSeq, a predicted model, not a curated record
GAGAUUAUUGCAGAAGUUUCCAAACUGAAGCAAGCAGUGCCCAGGUCCCUAUAACAGUGGGUGGCUUUCUGACAUCAGCAGAAACUGGUGCUUUUUCCCAGGUACAAAGGACCUCCAGACCAGAGCCAGCCAGCAGCAAAAAGAGCAUGGAGCUGAGGAGUACGGCAGCCCCCAGAGCUGAGGGCUACAGCAACACGGGCUUCCAGAAUGAAGAAAACUUUCUUGAGAAUGAGAACACAUCAGGAAACAACAACUCAAUAAGCAGCAGAGCUGUGCAAAGCAGGGAGCACACAAACACCAAACAGGGUGAAGAACAGGUCACAGUUGAGCAGGAUUCUCCAAGAAACAAAGAAGACAUGGAGGAUGAUGAUGAGGAGAUGCAACAAAAAGGGUGUUUGGAAAGGAGGUAUGACACGGUAUGUGGUUUCUGUAGGAAACACAAAACCACUCUUCGGCACAUCAUCUGGGGCAUUUUAUUAGCAGGUUAUCUGGUUAUGGUGAUUGUGGCCUGUGUGCUGAACUUUCACAGAGCCCUUCCUCUUUUUGUGAUCACCGUGGCUGCCAUCUUCUUUGUUGUCUGGGAUCACCUGAUGGCCAAAUAUGAACAUCGAAUUGAUGAGAUGCUGUCUCCUGGCAGAAGGCUUCUAAACGGCCAUUGGUUCUGGCUGAAGUGGGUGAUCUGGAGCUCCCUGGUCCUAGCAGUUAUUUUCUGGUUGGCCUUUGACACCGCCAAAUUGGGUCAACAGCAGCUGGUGUCCUUCGGUGGGCUCAUAAUGUACAUUGUCCUGUUAUUUCUAUUUUCCAAGUACCCAACCAGAGUUUACUGGAGACCUGUCUUAUGGGGAAUCGGGCUACAGUUUCUUCUUGGGCUCUUGAUUCUAAGGACUGACCCUGGAUUUAUAGCUUUUGAUUGGUUGGGCAGACAAGUUCAGACUUUUCUGGAGUACACAGAUGCCGGUGCUUCAUUUGUCUUUGGUGAGAAAUACAAAGACCACUUCUUUGCAUUUAAGAUCCUGCCGAUCGUGGUUUUUUUCAGCACUGUGAUGUCCAUGCUGUACUACCUGGGACUGAUGCAGUGGAUUAUUAGAAAGGUUGGAUGGAUCAUGCUAGUUACUACGGGAUCAUCUCCUAUUGAAUCUGUAGUUGCUUCUGGCAAUAUAUUUGUUGGACAAACGGAGUCUCCACUGCUGGUCCGACCAUAUUUACCUUACAUCACCAAGUCUGAACUCCACGCCAUCAUGACCGCCGGGUUCUCUACCAUUGCUGGAAGCGUCCUAGGUGCAUACAUUUCUUUUGGGGUUCCAUCCUCCCACUUGUUAACAGCGUCAGUUAUGUCAGCACCUGCGUCAUUGGCUGCUGCUAAACUCUUUUGGCCUGAGACAGAAAAACCUAAAAUAACCCUCAAGAAUGCCAUGAAAAUGGAAAGUGGUGAUUCAGGGAAUCUUCUAGAAGCUGCAACACAGGGAGCAUCCUCCUCCAUCUCCCUGGUGGCCAACAUCGCUGUGAAUCUGAUUGCCUUCCUGUCCCUGCUGUCUUUUAUGAAUUCAGCUCUGUCCUGGUUUGGAAACAUGUUUGACUACCCACAGCUGAGUUUUGAGCUAAUCUGCUCCUACAUCUUCAUGCCCUUUUCCUUCAUGAUGGGAGUGGAAUGGCAGGACAGCUUUAUGGUUGCCAGCCUCAUAGGUUAUAAGACCUUCUUCAAUGAAUUUGUGGCUUAUGAGCACCUCUCGAAAUGGAUCCACUUGAGGAAAGAAGGUGGACCCAAAUUUGUAGACGGUGUGCAGCAAUAUAUAUCAAUUCGUUCUGAGAUAAUCGCCACUUAUGCUCUCUGUGGUUUUGCCAAUAUCGGGUCCCUAGGAAUCGUGAUCGGCGGACUCACAUCCAUGGCUCCUUCCAGAAAGCGUGAUAUCGCCUCGGGAGCAGUGAGAGCUCUGAUUGCGGGGACAGUGGCCUGCUUCAUGACAGCCUGCAUCGCAGGCAUACUCUCUAGCACUCCUGUGGACAUCAACUGCCACCACAUUUUAGAGAAUGCCUUCAACUCCAGUUUCCCUGGAAACACAACCAAGGUGAUAUCUUGUUGCCAAAGUCUGUUGAGCAGCACUGUUGCCAAGGGUCCUGGUGAAGUCAUCCCAGGAGGAAACCACGGUCUGUAUUCUUUGAAGGGCUGCUGCACAUUGUUGAAUCCAUCAACUUUUAACUGCAGUGGGAUCCCUAAUACAUUUUGAGGUCAGCCACUUCUCCAGUGGAACUCUAAGUACAGAUGCUAAAUUUUCUACUUUGGAGAGAAAAAAAAAAAAAAAGCUAUUGUCCACAGAUUGAUACUUCCAUCAUGGAAUCAGCUUUAAUUGCAAGGAAUGAAGGAAAACAAGAGUGGACCUUCAGAGCUACAACAUCUUCCUCCUCCCCUUCCCUCCCCACCAGCCCCUUCCCCACUGAGAACCGCUAUGAUGUCCCAAAGUGAGGUGGUGUUGUUUCCAGUCUCAAUGGGAUUUUCUGACUUUAAUGUUUGCAAGGCAUUUCACCAGAAUACAGCUAUAAAUGGCAGCUCCCAACAACUGGGCUCUGACUCACCCACACCCACUUAGUGUCCACUAAGUAGUCCAGGGUGACUCAGUUUAAGCACAUCUCAGGUGAGGUACACUCUGCAUAUACCUUGGCUUACCUGAAAUAGCCUAAACUUGAAUCUCACAUAAGGGAAAACUAGUCAUCAAUCACCAACUCAUUGACUACCCUCAGGAAGUCCUGCAGAAAUCAAGAGUCCUUGGGGAGAACACGUGGACCAUACCAAAACCAGGGUUUAAAUCCAUUCUGCUUAAGAGUUCUAUCAGUCAGUUUAAGCAUAAAUUACGCAGCAGAAACAACCCAAAAACCUCAGUGGCUUACAGAUUUAUUUUUCACUCACAUGUUUGUAACGAUCCAUGUUGGUUGUAAUCCAUAUUGCUUCAGGACCCAGUCUAAAGGAGCAGCCUCUAAGUGGGGCAUGUUGGUCUUAAGAGGAAAAAGAAAGGUGGGAACCACAUGAUGGCUCUUUCAUCUUCCUCUUGGAAAUGAUACCCUUUACUUCCAUGACAUUCCAUUAGCCAAAACAAGUCCUGUGACAGGCACGAUGUCAGUCACCACAGUUAAAUUAUCCUGUCAUAGGGAGGGAUAGUGAAUAUUUUGCAGAAGUAAUAUGAUACACCAUAAGGGUAUAUGAUAUCCAUGUCUCCCUUCAAGGAGCCAUCCUGUUGUAGGCCAUAACGGUAGGCCAUGUGCACAUUUGGUAAUGUAUUCCUGGUGACAAAGCAGCUACUCUUCAAUCAAAAGCCGUGUAAGAAGCAGUUGAGGAAAAAAAGGCCUGGUUGAGCUCUGAAAACCUUGCGUUGAUAAUUUCAUUGACCAGGAUGGCAUCAGUAUCUAACUUGAAGAAUGGGUGUCAGUGUCUAAGAAAAAAUUCCAGAGACAAUGGUGGUGUGCUCUUUAAUGAAAUGCCCAUUGCCACUGCUCUUAAUAGCAUGAAGACCACAUGCUGUGAGAAAACACAAAUAUUAAUUACCAAGUCAAGAAAUAGACACUGAAUGUGAAAAAGGUUUUGAAAUACCUUAAGUAACUUAUUUUGUUUCUAUUUUUCCUUCUGUUUGUGUACAAGAGUAAUUUAAAAGAAAAUUCUAUGUGUAAAUAGUUGGGGUUUUUUGUGUGUUUUUUGUGGUGGUGAAGGAGGAGGCCAAAUGUCCAGAGGACUGUUUAUCCCUGAAGUACGAUAUACUAAAAUAUUUCUCAUUAUUUGUAUCAAUUUUCCUUGGAGCUCAAUGUGCCCUUGCAGUCUUCAGGCUUUAUUUUAGGAAAAUAUAUUUGCAUGUUUUCCCCCCAUUCUCAAUGUUUGGUGUCCUGGUUCAUCAUGCCCCACAGAAUGUUAUGUAUAUGUAUUAUACCAUUCCUCUGUGGACAUGCAUUUACUUUGUUUACAGGUUUUGGUUUGGGAGUUCUCUUUUUCGUACUUUGGAUAGUGCAUGUACAUUUACUUUGCAUGCUGGUGCUUUUUUUUCUAUAGCAAUGGUGUCUGAUAGGCAUAUGCAAGUCACAUGUAAUUUAAGAUCUAGUAGCCACACUAAAAAACAGGUAAAAUUAAUUUUAAUAUAUUUAACUCAAUAUAUUGGAGAUAUUAUUGCAGUAAGAUAUUUUUCAUUCUUAUCAAACUAAGUCUGGUUUGCAUAUCUCAGUUGAGACACUAAAGUUUUACUGAUAAUACUUAAUCCAUGUUUAGAUUUCAUAAAAUCUAAAUUUGCAAAGUAAAUUUACACACCCAUGUUGGUCUAAAUGUGCUUAAAAGUUUUCCAAUAACUGAAAUGAGUAUCAGUUUUAAAUUUAAAAAUUUAUUACUUGGUUACUCCAUAUUUCAGGUAUUAGUGGCUACCAUAUUGGUCAGAGCAGUUUCGUAGGCUGCUUUCCUAGGUUUGAAGUGUGUGUAUAUUUCUGGUAUUAUAAGAUGUCAGAGUGGUUUUUGGAGAAAUAUGUUGUCUUAAUUUUUACCUGCUUUGAUAUGACCUUUCUGUGUAUAUGUGUGACAUUCCUUUAUAAAUGCAACAUGUUUGCAUAGGUCCUACACUGAUUCCUUAUUAAUGCUGUGCAUCCUUGAACUGAGAAAAGGGGUAUUAUUCCUGAGCUAUAUUAUAAGAGGAUAGUAAAGGCCAAGGACCAGGAAAAUGACCUGGUUAAGCCUCUUGAGCUUGUUAUCUCCAGAAACCUCACCAAUACCCUGUGAACGUUGUAAGUGGCCCUUCUCCCAGUGAAACAACCUAAUGGAAGUUUUGGUGCGUGGUGAUGUUUUUAUUCCUCUUUAGCAGACGUAGAAGCUGGAGGCUGCUUGUUUUCCCCAGUUUCUCCUUCACCCACCUACAUAUAGUGGGCAAAGAUGGCACGCCUAUGUUUUUCAGCUGUUUGAGCCCGCUCACUGCUGACAGAUUGUUGUUCUUGGUCUGUGCUCCCCGACCUUGCUUCAAGCCAAGGCUGCGACAUCUCCUUGGGAGAACUCCAUACUCUGUCCAGUCCACCCAUGAAAUCCAAAGCCCCUAGCCACCUCUGUGUCUUCCCACUGGUAGUUUUCCCUAAUCUGAAAGCCCCUUUUUUUUUAUACAGUAUUAUGGUUCCAGAUAUGAGUGUUUCCUCAUUUCAAUGAAGAUGGGUGUUUACUGCUGCUUAUUCUCCGUGUUGUUUUCUAUUGGUUUGCAAAAAAAAAGGGGAGAGGGGCAGAAAUGAUAUUUCUCUUCGCAAUCCAGAAACUGGUUAUAAACAAAUUCUCUGACCCUGGAGAGGCCUUAGGGUCUCAGCCAAAAAUAGAUUUGAGUCAUGGGA